AUGGCUCUGUUGUCUGCUCCCACUCGUCCUAAAGGCGCAUCUGGACCAGGCUUCAAUCGGGACGGCCCUCCAACUGGCCCCCGGGAAAGCAUGAGGCCCGGGUCUGGCCCUAUUCCUGGUCCUGGUCCUGGUCCUGGUCCUAGUUCGAUCCGACGGAGCAGCACUCACGCGCCACCACCGCAACAUCAUGGACACCCGCCGUCCGGUCCUCGCGGUGCAGGCGGUAGCCCUGCGCCUGGCCCUGGGCAUGAAGCAAGACCACGGCCACCAUUCAGACAUGGCAAUGGCACUUCUACGACUUACCCACGUACACAAAGAUUCACUAAUCAUCUAGCUGGGCUUCCUACUACCGUCCCUGGGGGCAAGUUACUGCCAUCGGGCCUGGAUCCCACUACUGAGAAGCGAUUGGCACAGCUAGAAGCCGAUAAAGAAAAACUUUUAGAGCAAAUUUCUGAAAAACAAAAAGCGAAGCGGGCGUCCCUUAGAGAAUGGGAUAAACUAAGCCGGGAGAGUGAGACCGGAGCGUUAAGGACUGACCUUGCGGACGGUCACCUCCAGAGGAUGUCCGAGACUGAGGGUAUCGGCGGCGGAGUCGCAUUUUAA
This is a messenger RNA of Arthroderma uncinatum, 603 nucleotides long. RefSeq lists its product as uncharacterized. The record is from RefSeq and is a predicted model, not a curated record. Lineage: Eukaryota; Fungi; Ascomycota; Eurotiomycetes; Onygenales; Arthrodermataceae. The coding region runs from base 1 to 603 and encodes 200 amino acids. The transcript has a single exon.